Molecule: messenger RNA, 2195 nt
Organism: Vitis vinifera (wine grape)
Lineage: Eukaryota; Viridiplantae; Streptophyta; Magnoliopsida; Vitales; Vitaceae
Product: T-complex protein 1 subunit alpha
Exons: 16
Coding region: 142-1794 (550 amino acids)
Biological process (GO): protein folding
Cellular component (GO): chaperonin-containing T-complex
Molecular function (GO): ATP hydrolysis activity; ATP-dependent protein folding chaperone; ATP binding
Source: RefSeq, a predicted model, not a curated record
AAAUACAAUUCUUCGUUUCGCUUCCGGCCUCUUCUUUUUGAACAUCAAACUCUAAGCUACAGAACACACUCUUCUCUUACACUGCCGAUCUAGGGUUUCCUCCAUUUCCCCCCUUUCACCCAGUUCUCUCUCCCUUUUAAAAUGGCUCUCUCAGCACAAACUCCCGAUAUUAUGGGCGAACGUCAGUCGGGCCAGGACGUCCGUUCUCAAAACGUGGUGGCGUGUCAAGCGGUUGCCAACAUUGUAAAGUCCUCUCUCGGGCCUGUUGGACUGGACAAGAUGCUGGUUGAUGAUAUUGGUGAUGUAACAAUUACUAAUGAUGGUGCUACAAUACUCAAGAUGUUGGAAGUUGAGCAUCCAGCUGCCAAGGUACUUGUUGAAUUGGCUGAACUUCAGGACCGAGAAGUUGGGGAUGGGACAACUUCAGUGGUUAUUGUUGCUGCAGAGUUGCUUAAGAGAGCUAAUGAUCUGGUGAGAAAUAAGAUUCAUCCAACAUCUAUAAUUAGUGGAUACAGGCUUGCUAUGAGGGAAGCAUGCAAAUAUGUGGAUGAAAAAUUGGCCGUAAAGGUUGAAAAACUUGGAAAAGAUUCACUUAUAAAUUGUGCCAAGACAAGCAUGUCCUCAAAGUUGAUAGCUGGUGACAGUGACUUCUUCGCAAGUUUGGUUGUAGAUGCAGUACAAGCAGUAAAAACAACCAAUGCACGGGGUGAAGUUAAAUACCCAAUUAAGGGAAUUAAUAUUUUGAAAGCUCAUGGAAAAAGUGCAAAAGAUAGCUACCUGUUGAAUGGUUAUGCUCUAAAUACUGGCCGUGCGGCCCAAGGAAUGCCUCUUAGAGUUGCCCCUGCAAGGAUUGCCUGCCUCGACUUUAAUCUUCAAAGGACAAAGAUGCAAUUGGGUGUCCAAGUAUUGGUCACCGAUCCAAGGGAGCUUGAGAAAAUUCGUCAAAGAGAAGCUGAUAUGACUAAAGAGCGAAUUGAGAAACUUCUGAAAGCUGGAGCCAAUGUUGUUCUAACUACAAAAGGGAUUGAUGACAUGGCACUUAAGUACUUUGUGGAGGCUGGGGCAAUUGCUGUGAGGCGUGUUCGGAAAGAUGACAUGCGCCAUGUUGCCAAGGCAACUGGUGCAACUAUGGUUUCAACGUUUGCUGACAUGGAAGGGGAUGAGACAUUUGAUUCAUCAUUUCUUGGAUAUGCAGAUGAAGUUGUGGAGGAACGCAUUGCAGAUGAUGAUGUUAUUAUGAUAAAAGGAACCAAAACGACUAGCGGCGUUUCCUUAAUCCUCAGAGGUGCUAAUGACUAUAUGCUUGAUGAGAUGGAUAGGGCUUUGCAUGAUGCUCUAUCAAUUGUCAAGAGGACCCUUGAAUCCAACACGGUGGUAGCAGGUGGAGGUGCUGUUGAGGCUGCUUUAUCUGUGUAUUUGGAGUACCUUGCAACAACUUUAGGAUCCCGAGAGCAGUUGGCAAUUGCAGAAUUUGCUGAAUCUUUACUAAUAAUACCGAAGGUGCUUGCUGUGAAUGCUGCAAAAGACGCGACUGAAUUAGUUGCAAAACUACGGGCUUACCACCACACUGCCCAAACGAAGGCAGAUAAGAAGCAUCUCUCAAGCAUGGGACUGGAUCUUUUAAAAGGAACUGUCCGUAAUAACCUAGAAGCUGGGGUUAUUGAGCCUGCAAUGAGCAAAGUGAAGAUCCUACAGGUAAAAGCUGCAAAACAAUUAAUAUUUAUGAUAAAACUUGGUUUCAAAAGAGUCCAGCUGAAAUUUCUGGUGUGCAGUUUGCAACAGAAGCAGCCAUAACAAUUCUUCGAAUUGACGACAUGAUCAAGCUUGUCAAAGAUGAAACUCAGAAUGAAGAAGAUUAGAGGAGAGCAGCCUCGGAGUUGUUGCACGUAUUGCAGUAUUAUUGUUAUUAUUACGGGGAAACAAUUGACGACAAGGGCCUUUUUGUCAUUUCUGUUUUUCUCCAAUGGUCCCUUUUCAUGGUUUGAGAUGGAAAAUAUGGUUUGGGAACAAGAGCAAUCUCUCCAAUUUUUCUAUUGUUUGGUUAAUGUAUUAUGGUAGUUCAAUUUUGUGGGAAUUAGGCAAAAUUUCAUAGAGGAGUUUGGUCGUCGAAUGUGAUUUGGGAAGCAUGGUCCUAAGGUGCUUGGUGUUUACACCACAUAUAUGGAAUCCAGAUUCCCCUUUUUUGGUUCUCAAAA